GUAGUCACGAUGGGUUUGCUCGAGCAGUGUGAGGAGCUCUUCAAGACCUCCAACUUGUAUGAAGUGCUGGGAAUAAACAAGGAAGCGAACGAGGCAGAUAUUCGAAGGAGCUACUACAAAGUGUCGCUCAAAGUACACCCAGACAGAGCCCCCGAAGACCCUCAAGCGACAGAAAAAUUUCAGGUGUUGGGUAAGCUGUAUACAGUGCUGACUGAUAAGGACCAGCGAGCUAUUUACGAUGAGCAGGGAGUGGUGGACGAAGAGUCUGAUGUCCUCAGUCAAGACCGCUGCUGGGAAGACUACUGGAGACUGCUCUUCCCGAAGAUCACAGUGGAAGACAUUCUUAAGUUUGAAAAGAAUUAUAAGGGCACAGAAGAGGAGCGGGCAGAUGUGAUCCGGCUUUACGUGCAGCAUAAGGGAGACAUGGAUGCCAUCAUGACUUCGGUUCUGUGCUGCUCUCAGGAAGAUGAGCCGAGGUUUUGCAGCAUCGUUCAGGCUGCUAUAGAUAGUGGAGAAGUGGAAGCCUUCCCAGCAUUUACUCAGGAGAGUAACAAGAAAAAGAGGGCUCGCAGGAAGAGGGCUGACAGAGAGCGACAAGAAGCAGAAGAGAUGCAAAAAGAGAUAGGACUUGAUGGUCAGGAUGACAGUCUUGUCUCAAUGCUAAAGCAGCGACAGCAGUCCAGAGGGAAUAAUUUUAACAGUUUUCUGUCUGACCUGGAGGCAAAAUAUUCCAAAAAGAGUGCACAACCACCGAAAGGAAAAAAGGGGAAAAAGUGA
This is a messenger RNA of Menidia menidia (Atlantic silverside), 777 nucleotides long. The record is from the annotation of a GenBank genome assembly. Lineage: Eukaryota; Metazoa; Chordata; Actinopteri; Atheriniformes; Atherinopsidae.